AUGGGAUUGACUCACUCUCUGAGAUAUUUCUACUCUUCUUCCUCUGGAGUCUCAAACUUUCCAGAGUUUGUAGCUGUUGGUUUGGUUGAUGAUGUUCAGAUGAUUCACUAUGACAGCAACACACAGAAAGCAGAGUUUAAGCAGCAGUGGAUAGAGAAAGCUGCAGAAGAUGAUCCAGAGUACUCAGCACGCCAGACUAACAGGCUCAUGAACACCCAGCAGGUCUUUAAAGGCAACAUCGACAUUUUGAAGCAGCGAUUCAACCAAACUGGAGGUGUUCACAUUAACCAGCUGAUGUACGGCUGUGAAUGGGACGAUGAAACAGCUGAAGUUAACGGAUAUCAUCAGUAUGGCUAUGAUGGAGAAGACUUCAUAUCAUUUGACCUGAGGACAGAGUCAUGGAUCGCUCCAGUAAUGCAGGCUGUAAUCACCAAACACAUGUGGGACAGUGACAGAUCUCUUUCAGGUGAUCUGAGGAACUAUCACACCCAGCUUUGUCCUGAGUGGCUGAAGAAGUACUUGAACUAUGGGAGGAGCUCUCUGAUGAGGACAGAGCUUCCAUCAGUGUCUCUCCUCCAGAAGUCUUCCUCCUCUCCAGUCACCUGCCACGCUACAGGUUUCUAUCCUAACAGAGCCGAGAUGGUUUGGAGGAAAGAUGGAGUGGAGCUUCAUGAAGGUGUGAACAAAGGAGAGAGCCUCACCAACAAUGAUGGGACCUUCCAGAUGAGUGUUGACCUGGAAGUUUCAUCAAUCAAAUCUGAAGACUGGCACAGAUACAGAUGUAUGUUUCAGCUCUCUGGUGUGAACGAGGAAAUCAUCACCAAACUGGGUAAAGCAGCGAUCAGGACCAAUGAGGGUUCUUCAGUCUUCCCUGCUGGUGUUGUUAUCCGGAUUAUGGGAAUACUGCUCCUGCUGACACUCUGCUUCUCUGGAAUCUUCAUCUGGAGGAGAAAAUAUAAAGGUGAGAAAUAUGAAACACAUUUACCUUCAACAUGUUUCCAACAUUUUGAUGUUCAUGGUCUUAUAAUUUGA
Oreochromis aureus is the source of this 1032-nucleotide messenger RNA. RefSeq names its product DLA class I histocompatibility antigen, A9/A9 alpha chain-like. Gene Ontology annotation, cellular component: external side of plasma membrane. Lineage: Eukaryota; Metazoa; Chordata; Actinopteri; Cichliformes; Cichlidae. Gene Ontology annotation, biological process: immune response. The record is from RefSeq and is a predicted model, not a curated record. The coding region runs from base 1 to 1032 and encodes 343 amino acids. The transcript is spliced from 5 exons.